AAUUUUCCUGCGCUGUCAUUCAAUUUGCAGGCAGUUCAGUUUUUGUGCUGUUCUUUUCGUCUACAGCAGCCAGAGCAGCAAUAAGUUUUCAUGUCAAAAAUGGUGAAUAACUCCAACAAUAAUAAGCCCUUCUGUCAAGAGAUGCGUAAAAUGGGUGGAUGCUUUAGUGGUGCCGCCAUUGUGAGCUCGGAUCUCGGUCAGAGCGGCGACAUUGAAUCGGAGAAUAGCGAGCACUUGCGUAGAAUUUUCGUUGGUGGAUUGUCGCUUAACACAACUGCUGAAACGAUGCGCCAUUUUUUCAGUCAAUUCGGCGAUGUGGCCGACGCCAUCGUUAUGCGUGAUCCAAUUUCGAAUCGCUCGCGCUGCUUCGGUUUUGUGACCUUUGUGGAGGCAGCGUCUGUUGAGAAUGUCCAGCGUACGCGUCCCCACAUUGUCGAUGGCAAAACCGUUGAGACAAAACGUGCCUUUCCACGCCAUCAGUUCAGCAAGAGUAUGGGUCAUCUGAGCAAUAUUAGAACGAAUAAGAUUUUCAUUGGUGGUCUCAGGGACUGCCACGAUGAGACCACGUUGCGAGAGUAUUUCGCACAGUUUGGCAAUAUAAACAGUGUCAAGGUGCUGCUGGACAAGGAGACCGGUCGUAUCCGUGGCUUUGGCUUCCUGGAAUUCGAGGAUAUAGCAAGCGCUGCACGUGCCUUGGGUCAAGGCAAACACUUGAUCGGUUGUAAAAUGGUUGAGGUGAAAAAGAUGUUUGAUACCAGCAAACGUUUGCGCCUGCCCAUUGGCGGAGCAGCUUGUGCCGGCUAUGGACCGCCACAGCCAACCACUGUGGAUGAUCCCGUCUACUAUCUAAACUAUGAUCCGUAUCAGGCGCAACACUCGUUGCCACCAUCGGCCUUCUUUAAUGGCUGGGCCUCGUACGUGGCACCCUAUGCGCCAGCACCGACCAUGAGCCAUGCCCGCCAGCAGCCAGCAUUGAAUGGCUACCAUCCACUGGGCGAGUUCGUUCACGUUGCCACGAAAUUUACCAGGAACCACAACAGUUUCGUUGAACGUUCCAAGAAUGAGGUUAAGCCGGCACAGGCCAAAGAAGCCAAUAGACAGGAGACGGCAGGGAAGCCGAUUUAUGACGUUAAAGUGGAAUCGAAGUGCAUUGUUGAUGUGGAAAAGAAGUGGCUCGCCAAGGACUACAAGAUCUUUAAGCCGACCGGCGUACACAACUCAAGUGUUCCCCCGGCCAAUCACAAUGACGUCUCAGCACCUGCCUAUGGCGUUUAAAAAGUGUGCGCAUCAAAACAAUUUGCAAUUCUCUUGCUGCAAUGCAUUAUUCAUAUUUUAUCCAAAACGCCCCAGCCAAAAUUUCUACAGCACACGAAUCACAAAGGUAUUGAACAGAAAACUAUUGUGAUUUAUAAUACUAAUCAUUUUGAAUACCCACACGCAUAAAGCAUUAUUGGAUAACUGAUAAAUAAAACGUUUACUC
This is a messenger RNA of Drosophila grimshawi, 1480 nucleotides long. RefSeq names its product ribonucleoprotein RB97D (gene Rbp4). NCBI's taxonomy places the organism in Eukaryota, Metazoa, Arthropoda, Insecta, Diptera, Drosophilidae. The record is from RefSeq and is a predicted model, not a curated record. Gene Ontology annotation, molecular function: RNA binding. The transcript has 5 exons. Gene Ontology annotation, cellular component: cytoplasm. Bases 91 to 1275 code for a protein of 394 amino acids.